Messenger RNA from Sinocyclocheilus rhinocerous, 508 nucleotides. Its product is annotated as U2 small nuclear ribonucleoprotein B''-like. Gene Ontology annotation, biological process: mRNA splicing, via spliceosome. The record is from RefSeq and is a predicted model, not a curated record. Gene Ontology annotation, cellular component: U12-type spliceosomal complex. The transcript has 5 exons. Gene Ontology annotation, molecular function: U12 snRNA binding; pre-mRNA intronic binding. The coding region runs from base 101 to 508 and encodes 135 amino acids. NCBI's taxonomy places the organism in Eukaryota, Metazoa, Chordata, Actinopteri, Cypriniformes, Cyprinidae.
CGCAACUGUUUCACAACAAUAAACCAAAGGAGGAAGAAGCCUAGCGGCAGUUUCCGCUUGAACUCAGCAGUGUGUGUGGUUUUACCUGAGAUUAUUAAUCAUGGACAUACGACCGAAUCACACCAUCUAUAUCAACAAUGUUAACGAUAAGAUCAAGAAAGAAGAGUUGAAGAGAUCCCUGUACGCCUUAUUCUCCCAGUUCGGCCAGAUUCUGGACAUUGUUGCGCUAAAGACCACAAAGAUGAGGGGUCAGGCUUUUGUUAUCUUCAAAGAGCUUGCUGCAGCCACCAAUGCCCUCAGACAGCUUCAGGGAUUCCCUUUCUACAAUAAACCCAUGCGAAUCCAGUAUGCAAAAACAGACUCAGAUCUGAUCUCUAAGACGAGAGGCACGUAUGGAGAUAAAGAAAAGAAGAAAGAGAAGAAAAAGAAAGCUCAGGAACAGGCUGCCAAUUUCAACACGAAACCAGCGGGAGCUGUAAACACACAACCUCCUCCACCUGCCACAUGA